Coregonus clupeaformis (lake whitefish) is the source of this 2266-nucleotide messenger RNA. RefSeq names its product protein phosphatase 1 regulatory subunit 1A. Lineage: Eukaryota; Metazoa; Chordata; Actinopteri; Salmoniformes; Salmonidae. Gene Ontology annotation, cellular component: cytoplasm. Gene Ontology annotation, biological process: intracellular signal transduction. The coding region runs from base 290 to 976 and encodes 228 amino acids. The record is from RefSeq and is a predicted model, not a curated record. Gene Ontology annotation, molecular function: protein phosphatase inhibitor activity. The transcript is spliced from 8 exons.
GAGAGCGAGAGAGAGAGAGAGAGAGAGAGGGACAGAGAGAGAGACAGAGAGAGACAGACAAAGUGCUCGACAGUGCUCUGUGCAGCAGCACCACCACCACUACCACCACUACUCUUCCUCAGCAGUCUUUUACCAAGAUUCUGCUCUCCUCGUCUCUAGCUACUACUACUACUCCUACUACUACUACUACUACUACUACUACUAUACUAUACUAUACUAUACUACUACUACUACAACUACAACUGCUACUCUACUACUCUACUACUACAACUCUACCACCAGCAGGACCAUGGACACAGGCAGCCCCAGGAAGAUCCAGUUCACAAUGCCUCUCCUGGACUCACACCUGGACCCAGAGGCUGCUGAACAGAUCAGAAGACGUCGGCCCACCCCUGCUACCCUGGUAGCAUCUAGUGACCAGUCUUCUCCAGAAAUAGAUGAAGACCGUCUUCCAAACCAGUUAUACAAGGCAGCCCUGUUGAACUCUCCCAGGCAGAGGAGGAAGGCAGUAAGAGGCACGCCCACCAUGAAAGAGUUGCAGUUCAUGGUAGAACACCACCUGUACAAGCAGCAGCACGGUGGAGAUGAUGAGUGUUCCUCAGAGAGCUGUCUGUCAGACAGACCCAGCCCGGACGCUCUGCCCACCGGGGAGGAGGAUCUGGGGCUACCAGAGGACGAGGAGGCCUGGGGAACCGACGACAAGGUUACUGCGGAGGACUUCGAGAAACUGCGCUGCCAGAUGGAGGCAGAGUUUUCACAGGACAGUCUAUCAGAAGCUGCAGGGGGAUAUGAGUGCUCCGUCUCCAAGGAGGAAGUAGGAUGUUCCACCGUUCCCAUGGCAGCAACAUCAUCAUCACAACAACAACAACAACAACAACACACAGAAGCAGCCGCAGACACAAAAGCUGCAUCCACAGCGAGUCCACUGGCAGAGGAGAAAACAAAGAAACCCAGCCAGGAAAAACAAGACAAGUAGAACCAUGGAACAGUCUCCAUACCAACCUGUCUUGCGUCCCAAAUGGCAACCUAUUCUCUACAUAGGGCUCUGGUCAAAAGUAGUGCACUAUGUAGGGAAUAGGGUGCCAUUUGGGACCUUACGUUCAGUCAAUAACUACAGUCAACAGACAGACAGCAACUGAUCAUCCUUUGGAUAGACAGACACACUGUAGAUGUGGAGACAUCAGGGUGUCUGUCCGGCCAGGCAUUACACCGUGCAGGUGGAGAGAUGACUAGGCCUUUAUUUGUGUUAGUCCAAAAUCCUAUAUAAAGGGAUAACAAUGAGUUUAUUAUACAGUUUAUUGUUUCUAUUGCUUUAUUCAUUUGAUUGCCCCCACUAACAUGUAACCCAUUGUCUGAUGUGAAGUUCCAAACCAGGACAGGAAAUAUUUGGCUAUUUUUCAUGAAAAGUUUUUUUUUUUUUUGUAUACACAAACUGUAACAGCUUAGCACUCAAAUGUCUAAUAUGCAUAAUACUCAUAAAUCUAAAUAUUGUUUCAAGGUUAUUCUAAGAUUGAUUUGAUGUUUUACACAUUCCGUCCAGGACUCUUGAAGAGACUAGACCUUGGUGGGCUAAAAGAGACUCUCAUUAACUACAACAACAACAACAACAACAGCAUGCAGUCCUUAUUGAUAUUGGUGCCAUGAUGCCUGGAAUAUUGUUCCAUUGAGACGCAAUAACAUUGUCUAUUUUUAGUCACAGGGCAGUCAGAGUCUGCAUCACUAUUCCUCAAAUAGUGCACUACGUUUGACCAGAGACAUAUGGGGUGGUGUACUACUGUAUUUUGGGGGACAUGGUGCUAUUUGGGACGCAUCCUUGGAAUCAUCAAUGAUCAAAUCUGGAGCAGAGAUCAGAGUGUUUGAGUCCAAAUUAACAGCCAUACAGAAAGACUCAUGUGAAGGCCAAAUUACAGAGGAGGAACUUCUUGAUGCAAUUAAAGCCUUUAAGUCCGGGAAAAAUCCAGGGCUGGGUGGCUUACAAGUGGAGGUAUACCAAACAUUUAUUUAUAUACUCAGAGGACCGUCCAUUUGAGUCCCUGAAGUCCCCAUGACAGAUCUGAUGAAGGGACCUUUCAUUGGACAGGACUCUGGCUAAACUUUGACCUUUUAAACUAAAACAACAUUUAUUUACGUGUCUACUGACAGACCACUCAUGGCAUGACUUUAGCACUACCCACCCCUUAGUUCUGUACUCCCCCCACUACAUACAGUGAGGGAAAAAACUAUUUGAUCCCCUGCUGAUUUUGUUUGUUUGCCCACUGACAAAGAA